Molecule: messenger RNA, 300 nt
Organism: Triticum turgidum subsp. durum (durum wheat)
Lineage: Eukaryota; Viridiplantae; Streptophyta; Magnoliopsida; Poales; Poaceae
Source: the annotation of a GenBank genome assembly
AUGGUGCUGCGGCGGGCGGCGGUGGAGUCCCCUAAGAAGGUGGCGGCUCUGGUCGACCUGGUUAACCUGCCGACGGCGCUGCGGGAGUUCGCCGGGGGCCGGUCCCAGAUGUCCCACCUCUCCUUCUUCCUCGGCGUCUGGUCACACAUCAAGAACAACAACCUCCAGGACCCGACCAACAGGAACAUAGUAAACUGCGAUGAGAAGCUGAAAACUGUGCUGUUGGGCAGGUCUAAGGUGGAGCUCUCGGAACUCCCAAUGCUUGUCAAGCUACAUUUCCCAAAAGUUUUCAAGUCGUAA